UACGUUGACAGAGCAAAGGCAAGGCCAAACUUAAGGACUUUUUCUCUAACUAAGUAACAAGUAAUCGGGAAAGCAAUCCAAGAUUAUGAUCUGAAUCUCUCUGGUUUUUACCAAAAACUAAACUUUUUGGUCGAAAAAUCGGAAAGGGUUUCCUUGGAAUAUUGUUCAGUGAUCCCUCUGGUUCCGGAGGGGUAUUGCAGUUCAUGAUGGGAUUUUGCAUCUGCCCGUUGGAGUCUCCGGCGAGAUUACUAUGGAGUACAAGCUUCUUCCGUCAUAAGAUUAUGAUCUUUUAAUCCUCUUUUUGUUUUUUUUAACUUCCUCUCGUUCUUCUUACUUUCAACCCGAUCCUCUCUCUCUCUCUCUCUCUCGCUCUGUUUCAUCUUUCUUUUCUUUGCUUUCGAAAUCUGUGAUUUGAAGAAGUUUGUUUUUUGUUUUUCCCUGGGAUAAUCAUCGAUGGAAUCCAAUUCGUUUUUCUUCGAUCCAUCUCCCUCCCAUGGCAACAUGUUCUUCCUUGGGAAUCUCAAUCCCGUCGUCCAAGGAGCAAAAUCGGUGUUGAACAUGGAUGAAACAUCAAAGCGAAGGCCUUUCUUUAGCUCGCCGGAGGAUCUCUAUGAGGAGGAGUAUUACGACGACCAGAUGCCCGAGAAAAAGCGUCGCCUCACUACCGAACAGGUGCAUCUGCUGGAGAAAAGCUUCGAGAAGGAGAACAAGCUAGAGCCAGAGCGCAAGACUCAGCUUGCCAAGAAGCUUGGUCUACAGCCAAGGCAAGUGGCCGUCUGGUUUCAAAACCGCCGAGCUCGUUGGAAAACCAAACAGCUCGAGAGAGACUUCGAUCUUCUCAAGUCCACUUACGACCAACUCCUCUCUAACUACGACUCCAUCGUCAAGGAGAACGAUCUGCUCAGAUCCCAGAUGGCUUCCCUCGCCGAGAAGCUCCAAGCCAAAGAAGAGGCAGCCAUUGAGCCACCGGGUCAAGUACCCGAACCAAACCAACUCGAUCCGCUAAACAUUAACCGGUUCGAACCAGCAAUCAAAACAGAGGACCGGUUAAGUUCAGGGAGUGUUGGGAGUGCUGUACUAGACGAGGACGCACCUCAGCUACUAGACAGCUGUGACUCUUACUUCCCAAUCAUCGUACCCAUCCACUCGGAAGAUGAUAACAACUACAACAAUCCCGGUACUGCUAAUGACCGGAGCUGUUUCGCCGACGUCUUUGUGCCCACCACUUCGCCGUCGCAUGACCACGGCGAAUCACUCGGAUUCUGGGGCUGGCCUUGAAA
Eutrema salsugineum is the source of this 1280-nucleotide messenger RNA. RefSeq names its product homeobox-leucine zipper protein HAT5. Gene Ontology annotation, cellular component: nucleus. NCBI's taxonomy places the organism in Eukaryota, Viridiplantae, Streptophyta, Magnoliopsida, Brassicales, Brassicaceae. Gene Ontology annotation, molecular function: sequence-specific DNA binding; DNA-binding transcription factor activity, RNA polymerase II-specific. The transcript is spliced from 4 exons. The coding region runs from base 454 to 1278 and encodes 274 amino acids. Gene Ontology annotation, biological process: positive regulation of DNA-templated transcription. The record is from RefSeq and is a predicted model, not a curated record.